AGUAUUAUUAGAUAUUAGUUUUCAAUCAUUAAUUCUUCCCUAAUACAGUUUUUCUCCCAAGACUAUUUUCAAACUUGGACGAAUCUGAAUGAGUCCUUGAAGUAGAGAGUAAAAAUAAACUUACUCUGUGGAGUGGGAAGAGGGUUUAGGAGGCACGGGUUGACUGGCAUCAGAGGGCGGCCAGAUGCCACCUGUUCCCCAGUCGAAACAACUUCGUCAUGCCCCUCACCUGAGUCUUCUCUACCCUGCUCGCCAAUAUGGAGGGUGGAGGUGUGCAGGUGUCAACAUGGAGGUGGGUGGUGUGGGUGACGGUGAUGGUGGGCAACGCGGGCGGCGAGCUGCUCCUCAACAUCGGCGGCAUCUUCCCCAUCCAUGGCUCAGACGGCUGGCAGGGCGGCCAGGCGUGUCAGCCAGCCGCCAUGUUGGCCAUGCACGAUGUAAACAACAGACCCGACCUUCUACCUGGGUACAAGCUCAACCUGGCGUGGAACGACUCCCUGUGUGAGCCGGGCCUGGGGGCGGCUGUGAUGUACGACCUGCUGUACAACCCACCCACCAAGCUGAUGCUGCUGGGCGGCUGCUCCACCGUGUGCACCACCAUCGGGGAAGCCGCCAAGAUGUGGAACCUCGUCGUGUUGUCGUACGGGUCAAGUUCGCCAGCACUGAGUGAUCGACAGCGGUUCCCCACGUUCUUCAGGACUCAUCCAUCAGCUACCGUGCACAACCCUACCAGGAUCAGGGUGAUGCAGAAAUAUAACUGGUCCCGUGUCGCCAUCAUCCAGCAGGCCGAGGAGGUCUUCAUCUCGACGGUGGAGGAUUUGGAGGUGAGGUGUAAGGACGCAGGCAUCGAGAUCGUGACCCGUCAGAGUUUUCUAACCGACCCAACAGACGCCGUCAGGAACCUGAAACGCCAAGACGCGAGAAUCAUCGUGGGACUGUUUUACGUCAACGCCGCCAGGAGGGUCCUCUGUGAGAUCUACAAAAAUACACUCUACGGCAAGAGUUAUGUCUGGUUCUUCAUAGGGUGGUACGAGGACAACUGGUUCGAGAAUCCUUUACAGGAAGAGAACCUCAACUGUACCCGAGAGGAGAUGAGACAGGCAGCGGAGGGGCACAUGACCACAGAAGCUCUCAUGUGGAAUAAAGACAAUGAGAAGACGAUUUCCGGCAUGACGGCGGGAGACUUCAGGCUGCGACUGAACCAGGCGUUGAUAGAGAAGGGCUACGAGAACCAGAGUAACCCAGUGGGCUAUCAGGAAGCUCCUCUGGCCUACGACGCCAUAUGGAGUGUAGCGCUGGCCCUCAACAAGACGAUGGAGCGGCUGGCGGCAGUUAACAAGUCCAUCGAGGAGUUCACUUACACCAACAAGGAGAUCGCUGCCGAGCUUUACAAAGCCAUGAACGCCACACAGUUCCUCGGUGUGUCGGGUAGAGUGGCGUUCAGUACGGACGGUGACAGGAUAGCGUGGACUCAGAUCGAGCAGAUGAUCGACGGCCGUUACCAUAAGCUGGGCUACUUCGACGUGCAGACCGACAACCUCACCUGGUUCAACAGGGAACAGUGGAUAGGUGGGAAGGUGCCGCAGGAUAGGACCAUCGUCAGGAGGCAGCUGAGGACGGUGUCUCUGGGCCUCUUCAUCAGCAUGUGUACCAUCAGCUCCGUCGGCGCCGUCUGGGCUCUACUCCUCCUCAUCUUCACCUUUGUUCACAGACAACGACGAUUGAUCCAGUUGUCGCACCCGGCGUGUAACAACAUCACCCUGGUGGGGAUUAUGCUCUGCCUGGGGUCAAUCUUCCUGCUGGGGUUGGACGGUCAGUUCGUAAGCCAGCAGCAGUUCCCGACGGUGUGUGGGUUGCGUGCCUGGUGCCUCUCUCUCGGCUUCACCCUCGCUUAUGGGGCCAUGUUCUCCAAGAUUUGGCGUGUCCACCGUCUCACAACCAAGACCAAAAUAGAGAAUAAGCGGGUGGAGCCCUGGAAGCUGUAUGUGAUGGUGGGGAGCUUCGUGGUGGUGGACGUGAUUGUGUUGAGUGUGUGGCAGGCCGUCGACCCCCUCCAGAGGACGCUCGAAGUCUUCCCUUUGGAGAAACCCAAGGACGCUGUCGAGGACAUCAAAAUCAAGCCGGAGCUCGAGCACUGUGAGAGUCGACAUAACACCAUCUGGCUGGGUCUGCUCUACGGCUACAAGGGUUUGUUGCUCAUCUUCGGCCUCUUCCUGGCCUACGAGACUCGCAGCAUCAAACUCAAGCAGAUCAAUGACUCCAGGCUGGUGGGGAUGAGUAUCUACAACGUGGUGGUGUUGUGCCUCAUCACGGCUCCUGUCACCCUGGUUAUCUCGACGCAACAGGACGCGUCUUUCGCCUUCGUGUCGCUGGCCAUCAUCUUCUGCUGUUUCCUCUCCAUGGCGCUCGUCUUCGUUCCUAAGAUCGUGGAGAUUGUACGUCACCCUGGGGAGCGUGUGGAGUCAAGCGGGGAGACGGCGCCCAGCAAGGAGGAGGAGGAGCGGUACCAGAAGCUCCUGCACGAGAACGAGGACAUGCAGAGACUUAUUGCCGAGAAAGAGGAGAAGAUCCGGUUGUUGAAGUUGAAGCUACAAGAGAGGGCAGCCGUCAGGAGCCGGGAGCAGGCGUCCGAGAACCACGUGAUCGAUCCCUCCCACCACACACGCCUCCGACAAGUGUCUACGGACCCUCAGAAAGACACACUACCAUUACUCACCGCCGACAUAGAACUGUAUUAUGGUAGUGGUCGUCCAGCCGUCAGGAUCGUGACGCCGGACGCCUCCUCUGCCGCAGACGACGCCAUGGUUCCCAGGAUCAACUUCGAUAUUUCCGAGUCGUAUCUGUAAACACAGUGGACCAGGACCUGUGAACACAGUGGACCAGGACCUGUGAACACAGUGGACCAGGACCUGUGAACACAGUGGACCAGGACCUGUGAACACAGUGGACCAGGACCUGUGAGCACAGUGGACCAGGACCUGUGAACACAGUGGACCAGGACCUGUGAACACAGUGGACCAGGACCUGUGAACACAGUGGACCAGGACCUGUGAGCACAGUGGACCAGGACCUGUGAACACAGUGGACCAGGACCUGUGAACACAGUGGACCAGGACCUGUGAACACAGUGGACCAGGACCUGCACCUCUUCCUGCAGGAGGACUCUGGACUACUAUCUAUGUGGUCACUGGACCAGUACCUAUGGGUUCAAUGGACCACUGCCCGUUGGUUUAUUGGACCACUGCUUGUGGGACCACUGAAUCAUUACCGAUUAGGUCAUUGGACCCCUAGCUGCGGCACCACUGAACCAUUAUCUGUGAGUCCAUUUGACUACUGCCUGUGUGACCACUGGACUACGACCCAUGGGUCCACUGAACCACUAUCUGUAGGACCACUGGGUCAUUACCUGUUGAACCUCCGGACUAUUAUCUAAGGGGCCAUUGGACCACAAUUUAUGGGGCCACUGGGCCAUUACUUGUGGGGCCAAUGGACCAUUACCCAUGAGACCAUUGGACCAUUACCUGUAGGGCCACUGGAGAACAGGAGCCAGUGGCCUUUUGGUCCACUGGAGAUACGGUCGGAUCCCUGUUACCGCCCACACCAUCUCCAGGAACCUCGAGGGGGACUGUCUUCUGUCCUAGAGAACCUGACCCUCGAACACCUGUCUUCGAGAAUCUGAGUCUCGAACACCUGUCCUGGAGAACCUAACCCUCGAACACCUGUCCUGGAGAACCUAACCCUCGAACACCUGUCCUGGAGAACCUAACCCUCGAACACCUGUCCUGGAGAACCUAACCCUCGAACACCUGUCCUGGAGAACCUAACCCUCGAACACCUGUCCUGGAGAACCUAACCCUCGAACACCUGUCCUGGAGAACCUAACCCUCGAACACCUGUCCUGGAGAACCUAACCCUCUAGAAUAAAUCUCCAAGAGUAUUUCCUCGAAAAGGCUCAAAGUCGUGUUCUCGAAGCUCGUCCUUGAGACUAUGCUCUUGAGGGAGAAGUGUCCUUCUACAACUGCUUCAAUUUCAAGAGAACGUGAAUUCGAGACCAAAGUUCUUGAGUACCGCAUAUAUCGAGACCAAAUACCCUUGAAGGAUUUUUCUUCGUGUCCUCGAGGUGGUGCCCUUAAGUAACGUACUCUCGAGAUAAUGCCCCUUAAGUAACGUACCCUAUAGAUAGUGCCCCUUAAGUAACGUACCCUCGAGACAAUGCCCCUUAAGUAACGUACCCUUGAGAUUAUGCCCCUUAAGUAACGUUCCCUCGAGACAAUGCCCCUUAAGUAACGUACCCUUGAGAUUAUGCCCCUUAAGUAACGUACCCUUGAGAUAGUACCCCUUAAGUAACAUAACGUACCCUUGAGAUAAUCCCCCCCUCAAGUAACGUACCCUCGAGAUAGUGGAUUCGAGACCUGAUCCUCGAGUGAGUGUACUGGAGUAGGUGUGGCGGUGAAGGACUCCCGGGCGCCAACUGCUCCCUCUUGUGGCCACCGCGGCUAAAAUAUCCACCAACGGAAAAAAAAACAGUAGCCGUUGUCCAAUCUGUUUUUGUGAUUAGUGGUUCGUUAGGUGUCUGUUGUUUUUCUGCCGUUAAUACUACACUCACACGUUAACAGUACAUCAAUGCCGUUAACCCUAGAGCAUGCCGUUAACUGUAAACACACAUACCAUUACCAGUACACCCAUCCCGUUAACAGUAUACCACUCUCGUUAACACUAUCUCGUUAACAGUACACUUACCCCGUUAACAGUACGCCCACACCGUUAACAGUACAGGACAUCUAUCCCGCUAACAGUACACCCAUCCCGUUAACAUUAUACCCAUCCCGAUCACAAUACACCCACACCGUUAACAGUUCGUCCAUACCGUUAACAAUACACCCAUCCCGUUAACAGUACACCCAUCCCGUUAAUGCUACACCGUUAAGAGUACUCUGAACAUGGUUAUUGCCACCACAUAAUUUAUAAGAGAAGAGUACAUCCAGACAUUGACUAGAGUACAUCCAGAUAUUUUCUAGGGUACAUCUGGACAUUGACUAGAGUACAUCUGGAAACUGACUAGAGUACAUCCAGACAUUGAGUAGAGUACAUCUGGAUAUUGUAUCCUUUGUAGGCCUGAGUUAAAAAAGUUUGAUGUAUUUUAAAAUCUUAAAUCCGAUAACGGGUGGACGGAUGGACUUGAGGUCGGACGGAUGCGUUUACAAAGUCAGAUGGAAUACAUAUGCAAAAUCGGACGUAUACAGACAGACAUUCACAUAGUAACGUAAUAUGCCUCAGGUGAGAGUGAGGACAGUAAUACCAUCAUGGGAAUGUUUUACCUGAGACGCGAGACUGAAACACGUGUUGGAUCCUCUAUCGGGUGCUGGAGUGAUCCCAGAGGAGAGACACAACGGGAUUCUCAACAAUUCGUAAGUAGAGUUUUCCCCGUGCAGUCUCGGUGCAUUUUGGAAGCCAUUUUGACUACUGUAUACAAUAGCUCAAGUGAACCGUUUUCAUACAUUCUUAUAUCUCCAGUGUGGGGAUCAGUCUUACGUACGGGACUCUAAGAAUCUGUUUCGGGUGGUGUGUGUGUGUGUGGUAUAAUGUCUAUGAUUUUCUUAAUUUCGAGGCUGUGACACCCUUGAAAGGAACCACUUAGCGAAAACAUUGUCGACUUCGGUUAACGUUGGCGGGAACAAUGAUCUGCGAUAAUAAAAAAACGCCAUAAAAAGUUACCAUAACAGUUAUCCUCAUAAAAAAUCUAAAAAAAAUAAAAUAAAUGAAAGAGUAGUUAUAGUAUUUUUGGGAGUUUAGUCCUACUGGUUAAUUCUUUUGGUUUAAUCGUUAUUCCUCUUGCUUAAUUAUUCCAAACACUUGUAAGAGCAGCAUGAGCCAUUGGCUUGUGGUACAUCUCGAGUAUUAUAACAGAUUUUAGUUAAAUAAAUAGUGUAGCUCAACUACCUAAGACGCUCUCCUCGCGUGAAAUGUACUUAUUAAAUAAAACGUUCAUCAACUACACAAAUUUGAAUCAUUGUUUCACAGAAUUUACAAAGUCUAUCCUCUAAAAGCUUCAUUGAAGUUAAAUUACAAUAAUUACCAUUUCAAAUUUCGCCUCUUAAGACUUAGGUGUAUUCAUCAAGAAGCGUUUAGUAGUAUAGAGAAACACUUAUUGCGUAGAUAAAAAUUUUUUUUUAUCUACAGAUAAGCUUCAUAGCUCUGUCUAGCGUUGAUUCAUCUAUAAGUUGUUUUAUUUCUAAACUGACUCAGGUAGUAGACCGCCAGACCCCGGUCGCCCAUGGCAGCACUACCGUGGGGGAUACAAGACGGUCCGAAAGUACUUUAAUCGCUACGAUCGUCUGUCCCUCAUUGAAGGAUUUCCUUUGGUCACACCUACACCUGCGAUCCAUCUGGUCCACCACACCCCCUCACACUACACACACUGAUAACUUCUUUUCACCUUCCCAGCUCCACUACUAGAGGUAACUCUUCACUUAACUCACCGUCUGGUGGUCGUCACCUAUGGCAGGCAGUUGGCAACAUCCUCUCUCUGAACACGCUUACAUCUUCGUGAUACAAGGAGAAGACACCUGUUUGUUAGGUGUGAAGCCUGAGACGUCAGGCAUACACCUCAGUAGGUACAUACGACGUCACUGUUUGGUUUGCGUUCUCAAACAGUCAUAUUGUUACGCCUUCACCAACUCGAGUACUGUAGUUGGUGAAGGGGUCGGCAUGUUCCAGUAUCCACGAAGUUUAAAUUAUAUACAGUAUAUUAGAAAUCAUAAGUCGUAAAAACAUACGUCACCAAAUAUUUACACACCAAUGCCUGUUUUCGCAGACACCGUGAAGUUACUUGAAUGUGUACCUCAAGACCCUGUCGUAAAGUAGUUUUCUCAAGAAUAUACCAUUUUUAGAUAUCAUCGUUUACAGUACGUUUGUUGUCAACAUGUUCUUCAGCGUGUAGCUGUGAAGUUCACGCAUGCAGUGUUCUGUCACACACUCAGGUAGCUGACAAACAUCAGCACUAAUGAUCUGUGUGUAAAGGUUGAUAGACAGCUUCCUGUGGUGUCAGGGCUACAGAGUUACACGCCUUGCCUUAGCUAUUUACAUCCCCGUUAGUGACCAGUCCCACUAGCCUCUGUACAAUGAACUAGUUACAUCUCUUUAUUUCACACAAUUAGUUUCACUUAAGUCGACCAGUCACAAAUAUCUCAUGUACUGUAAGAGUAACGUUUCCUCAAAGGUAACAUGUUAGGGCAUUAGUCACACUGUACCUCACUUUUAGUGUUAUACGUCGAAGUAAAUUUUAUAGUCAAUCAAUCUAAAUACUAACAGUGUCAAUAUUAGUCCUCAUAAAAUGUAACUUUUUUGUUAUAAAAUAAUUAAUAUUAACGGAAAUAAUACAUUGUUAUAACAUCACUGUCGCUGACAUGCAGUUUGUUCACAGUGCACUUGUAGAUAACAUUGUCUAGUGUACACAGAUAUAUAGUUUAUAAAUAGUUAGAAAAAAAUAUUUCUUGACGAUCAUAAGAGUUGUGAGUGUUUACACAUUUGUUAAGUGGUUGCGUUACCGCGCAGUUGUACGUUCGUUACCAACUGGAAGUUAUUUAAUCUGACUAGUAAUUAAAAGGUCCUAGUGGUUUUAAGGCAUUUUUCAUUGUAAUAGUUUAUAUUGAUGCAAAAAAAAUCCAAAAUUAAGACUAAAGUGUAGUAGAAGAUAACAGUCAUACUUUUAUCUCUCCCGCCACUUUUGUUUUAUGUUAUGUAGUGAAUCUCUCGCACAGCCAGCGAUGGUGCCGUAACUAUACAGUACAGAAUAUAAAUAUAAAGAUUAAAAAUAUGUAUGAGAAUUAUGAAAGAAAAUAUUUUUAAUACAAAAAUAAUUACAUCAUUAGAAAAAUACAGCCUAUGUUAGUACAGUACAUCAUCAUCAACAACAAACUCAUAAUCAUGCGUACUAUCAUCAUCAUCAUUAUCAUCAUGUACACCCACACCUUGACCAGUGACACACGUACACUGUUCCUACACACUACAGCAUCUCGGAAACAGAUCACGAUGUACCGGUAUUUCCGUCUCGUACGACUGUUUAUAUUCAGUCAAAAUUCGGGGUCAGUCUAUCAUUCAGAAACAAAUCAUAUCAUCUCAGAUAAAAAUAAGUUUUGCUAAUCAGAUUUUUUUUUGAAUGGAAAGAGCCUUUCGAGUGAGAUAAGAAACCAGACUUGUAUAUAACAACACCCAUUGUCAAAUAAUUAAAACCUAUUUUCAUUGGAUCACACCUCAAUCACCACCUCUCCUGCACCAAUGAAAACUUUGUUUUAUUCAAAAUAAGUCUGCAUAUCAUUGAAAACUUAUUUUCAUUGGUUUACGCCUUGGCCACUGCCGCAGCGACUACCAAUGAGUCUUUUUGUUUUCAGUGGUAGUGUUGCGGUCACAAGCGUUAAGAAUCUCUUGGUCAUAUUUAGUGUGUACUUUAGUUUUGUUUAGAAUAUAAUGUAUCACAAAGUAUUAUGUACAACAAAAUACAAAAUAUGAAAGUGAGAUUUAUGUACUUAUGUCAUGCUGUAUAUUGUUAUACACUGAGGCAGACUGACUGAUCCCCGACCCGUUAACAUUGGUUAACCCUCGGCUCUGUGACUGGCUGAUCCUCGACCCAUUGACAGUACCUGAUCCUCGACCCAUUGACAGUACCUGAUCCUCGACCCAUUGACAGUACCUGAUCCUCGACCCGUUGACAGUAGCUGAUCCUUUGCCCUUUGACAGUGGCUGAUGCUCGGCCCGUUGACAGUGGCUGAUCCGCGGCCUAUUGACAGUGGCCGAUCCUCGGCCCGUUGACAGUGGAUGACUCUCGGCCCGUUGACAGUGAAUGAUCUUCGGCCCGUUGACAGUGGCUGAUCAGUCGGCCUGUUCAGGGUGGCUGAUCCUCGGCCCGUUGACAGUGGCUGAUCAGUCGGCCUGUUCAGGGUGGCUGAUCCUCUGCCCGUUGACAGUGGCUGAUCAGUCGGCCUGUUCAGGGUGGCUGAUCCUCAUUUCUGUGACAGACCGGUUGAUCCUUGGCCCUUUUGCAGGCUGACUGACCCUUGGCACCAUGACAUAUUGACUGAUCUUCAGCUCUUAGACAGACUGGCUGAUCCUGAGCACCUUACCUGACAGGCUCAUCCCCAGCAUCAUGAUAGACCGGCUGAUCCAUGGUACCAUGAAAACCUGAUCGAUUCUUUACCCUACUACAGACUAGCUGAUCCUCGACCCUGUUGCAGACUGGCUGACUCUCGACAUUAUACCAAACUAACAUUCAAGGCUAGAAAAGAUUGGGUGAUCUUUAACCCUUUAACAAAUUGGCUAAUAAUUAAUCGGCCCCGUCAUAGAUUGGCUGAAUCUCGGCCCUGUCACAGAUUGGCUAAUCCUCAGCCCUGUCACAGAUUUACUAAUCCUCAGCCCUGUCACAGAUUGGUUGAAUUUCGGCCCUGUCACAGAUUAGCUAAUCCUCAGCCCUGUCACAGAUUGGCUGAAUCUCGGCCCUGUCACAGAUUGACUAAUCCUCAACCCUGCCACAGAUUGGCUGAAUUUCGGCCCUGUCACAGAUUGACUAAUCCUCAGCCCUGUCACAGAUUGGCUAGUCCUCAGCCGUGUCACUAAUUGGCCAAUCCUCAGCAACUGUCACAGAUUGGCUGAUCCUCGGCUCUGUCACAGACUGGCUAAUGCUCGGCCACGUCACAGAUUGGCUAAUCCUCAGCCGUGUCACUGAUUGGCUAAUCCUCAGCUGUGUCACUGAUUGGCUAAUCCUCAACCUCGUCACAGACUAGCUGACCCUUGUUCCUGUAACUGGCGGAUCGUCAGCCCUGCAACAGUCUAAUCGAACGCAGCUGUUGUAGAAAAUUACAAAUACCAUGUACUGUAUUUUUCAUGAAUGAUUUGGACCGAGAAAACAAAUAAAUCACAUAAUUAC
This is a messenger RNA of Homarus americanus (American lobster), 9919 nucleotides long. RefSeq names its product gamma-aminobutyric acid type B receptor subunit 1-like (gene GABA-B-R1). Gene Ontology annotation, cellular component: G protein-coupled receptor heterodimeric complex; membrane. The record is from RefSeq and is a predicted model, not a curated record. The transcript has 19 exons. The coding region runs from base 258 to 2846 and encodes 862 amino acids. NCBI's taxonomy places the organism in Eukaryota, Metazoa, Arthropoda, Malacostraca, Decapoda, Nephropidae. Gene Ontology annotation, biological process: gamma-aminobutyric acid signaling pathway; G protein-coupled receptor signaling pathway. Gene Ontology annotation, molecular function: G protein-coupled GABA receptor activity.